GUGGCAGCCUGGUCAAUUCACAAAUACUUGCAAUCGCUGCAUGGUAAUGAUGUCGGAGACAAGCCGAAGUUACCAAUGUUCUACACACCCAUCGAUGAGGUUGACAUAUCAGUGGAGAUGUGUGGCGUAAAGUUCGAAAAUCCAUUUGGACUGGCUUCAGCUCCGCCAACGACUUCGGGGGCGAUGUGCCGAAGAGCGUUUGAGCAAGGCUGGGGUUUUGUGCUGACAAAAACAUAUGGUCUUGAUAAGGAUCUAGUUACAAACGUAUCUCCUCGAAUUGUUCGGGGAUCGACGUCAGGACCAAUCUAUGGCCCGAACCAGGGUUCUUUCCUUAAUAUUGAGCUUAUAUCCGAAAAAUCAGCUGCAUAUUGGCUGCAGUGCAUCAAGGAACUCAAGCAAGACUUCCCAACGAAAAUCGUUAUCGCAUCCAUCAUGUGUACUUUCAAUAAGGAAGAUUGGGAAACUCUUGCUAAACAGAGCGAGGAAGCAGGCGCUGAUAUUCUCGAGCUGAACUUGUCAUGCCCCCAUGGAAUGGGAGAAAAAGGUCUGGUUUAG
Cylicostephanus goldi is the source of this 555-nucleotide messenger RNA. NCBI's taxonomy places the organism in Eukaryota, Metazoa, Nematoda, Chromadorea, Rhabditida, Strongylidae. The record is from the annotation of a GenBank genome assembly.